AUGAGAGAAAAACAUGAUAGGCUCACCCUCUCAGCAAAGAUCACCUGCCACUGCGGGCAGUGCCACAAGGCGACGUCGAGCGCGUUCAGCACGGGCGUCUUCCUCCUCGACACGCAGUUCACGCUCCUCUCCGACCCGACGGUGGUCCAGACGUACUCGUACCCGCAGACGUCGGACGCGUCGAUCCAGACGCUGCACUUCUGCCCCGUCUGCAGCACCGUCGUGUGGAGGACCGGAGCCGCGGACAAGUACGCCGGCGUGUUGAGCGUGCAGCUCGGCACGCUCGACGACCCGGGCGUGAGGGACCGGCUGGAGCCCAGUGUCGAGCACUACGUGAGUAUGCGGACAAAGUGGGUUAACAAGGUCCAGAGCGCGGAGCAGGAGGAGGGGGCCUGA
This is a messenger RNA of Fonsecaea nubica, 396 nucleotides long. RefSeq lists its product as hypothetical. The coding region runs from base 1 to 396 and encodes 131 amino acids. Gene Ontology annotation, molecular function: carbon-sulfur lyase activity. The record is from RefSeq and is a predicted model, not a curated record. The transcript has a single exon. Lineage: Eukaryota; Fungi; Ascomycota; Eurotiomycetes; Chaetothyriales; Herpotrichiellaceae.